AAAUUGCUUGUGAGUUACAGAGGUUGGAUAUGGAAAGGCGGUAGAAUUUCUCUCCCAGCCACUCAUUGUUUCAAUCAUAGCCACUCCAAUUCCACUUCAGAGCCACCACCAAUCUCCUUGCCCCACAAUACUACUACCAUCCUCUUGUCGAUGUUUUGAUCCAGCUAUCUGAUAUCUCAAAGCAUUUGGGGCAAGUGAUGAGAGAUAAGGGAUCCCCUUCCCCUUUCAUAGACAUCGAUCAUCCAUUGCUAGUGUGCGAUCUAGGCUAAAUUUUUGGCACAAUGGCAACGCAAGCUUUACCUCAUGAUCAGCAUAUUUGCUAUGUCCAGUGCAUCUUCUGCAACACCAUCCUUGUGGUUUGUGUUCCAGGAAACAGCUUGGCCAACAAUAGCAUUGUGACAGUAAAAUGUGGACAUUGCUCAAGCCUUCUCUCUGUGAACAUGGGAGCCUUGCUUCAAACACUCACUUUUCAUGAUCAUUUUCAGAAACAAAACAUGGCGUCUCAUAGAGGGAAAAGGAUGGAACAUGGUUCGCCUUCCAAAAGCACAAGGCCUUCCUUUCUGUACACAAUGCCAAAGGAUCAAAAACAAAUGCUCCAGCCGCCACCUGAGAAGAGACAACGUGUUCCUUCUAUGUAUAACAGGUUUAUCAAAGAGGAAAUACAAAGGAUAAAGGCAAACAAUCCAGACAUCAGCCACAGAGAAGCUUUUAGUACUGCAGCAAAAAAUUGGGCUCACCUUCCUCACAUUCAUUUUGGGUUAACGUUGGAUAGCAAUAAGCAAAAGGAGACCGAUGAAGCCAUUAUGGCUGCACCAGCAAGCCAACAAUUAGACCAUGAGAACUUCUUCUGA
Messenger RNA from Zingiber officinale, 851 nucleotides. Its product is annotated as axial regulator YABBY 5-like. The transcript is spliced from 7 exons. NCBI's taxonomy places the organism in Eukaryota, Viridiplantae, Streptophyta, Magnoliopsida, Zingiberales, Zingiberaceae. Gene Ontology annotation, biological process: cell fate commitment; multicellular organism development. The coding region runs from base 282 to 851 and encodes 189 amino acids. Gene Ontology annotation, cellular component: nucleus. The record is from RefSeq and is a predicted model, not a curated record.